AGAGGCGCCUCUCCCUUUCCCUCCCGAGAGGGGAACGGAGAACGGGCAGCCGGAAGCAAUGGCGGGCCUCCGCCAGAAGCUUGAUCAUGUUGUUCGUCUUCAUGAAGAAUCGAAAUCCGCGUUUCGGAUCCUCGAAUCACACAUCAAGGCCGGCCUUCUCGAAGCAGAAGAGAUCUUUGCGUCUCUCUCUGUGCCGUUGAUGCGUCUCGUGGAUCUGAAAUCGAAGGAAAUGGCCGUAGAGGGAAGGUCUUGCACGAUCGUCGUGAAGGAUAGCGUCUGCAAGGAUGCAGGGAAGGUGGCAUCGGGAGCCGAAUCGGAGAGUCGAAGGAUUGCCGAAUCGGAGGAACGGCGAUUCAACCAGCUCAUCUCGUUCCUCCGAACCACCGAGUCUACUGUCAACAGCCACCUGGAGGCGAUCCACCAAAGGCUGGCGAACCGCCGAUCUUCCCUCCACAAGGCCCACCAGGCCAUCGUCUCUCGCUUGGCCAACGCCUCGCAAGAGGCCGCCGCCUCGACACCGCUGCUCCUGGCCAUCAACGUGCAGCGGGCCACCUUCCGGAGCUUCGACGGCGCGCUCCUGUCGGUGGGGGGAGAGGUCCAGUCGGCCAUCUGCCGCAUGGCCGAGGACGUGUGCCGCCCGCUCCUGGGGUUGGCGAGGGAGAUGAAGGCCGACGGUGUGGCGGAGGCCUCCCGGCGCUUGAUGGCCGCUGUGGUGGAGAUGGAGGCGGUGGUCACGCGGAGGGGGGUGGAGUUGGAGGAGGCGAGGAGGAGGAUCCAAGCCGAGGAAGAGGCGAACCGAUCAGCGAGGAAGAGGCUGGCGGAUUGCGAAAGGGAGGUCAGAAAUCUGCGGCAAAAGGUGGAGGCGUGGGAACAGGGGUUCUGCCGCAGCUUCCAAGACCGCGUCGGCGGCGCCGCGCAGAAGCACCAUGCUGCGGAGAAGCAUCAGUUUCUAGAUGACAAGCUGCUGUGGCAGCUCUUGAAAGACGGCCAAAGGCACGCGGACGACUUCAACCGAGGCAAGCUCAUCAGCCCUCUGGCAAAUCACACGCGAAGGACUAUUAGCGAUCUCGGGGCAGAGGAAGACCACGACCAUCAUGUGAAACAUGCAGGAGCAGCAGCAGCAAUGGUGGCGAACGGACUGCCAGAGUCAAGAAGCUCUAAUGGACAGAAGAAAGCAAUUGUGGUACCCCGUGAUGUAUCAUCUUCAGCUGAUCUCAGAGUCAAUUGGUUCCCGGCGGUUAAUCCAUACCACAGCCGGACACGUCUUCCUGCGACUCCCACCCUCAACCUGUCUGGGAGGCGUAGACAGCACUCUUCGCCUUCCAUGGUAGGCAUGAUCAGGGGCAUGUCGGGUAAGCAUAAGAGUAAGUUUAGCUAGCUCCUCACUGAUGGCUGAUGCCAAAGAAUAGUAAAUCCGUGGAUGCUUGAAAAAAGAAAAAAUUAAUAUGUCUUGUCAGUGUGGCAUAUUGACA
Molecule: messenger RNA, 1472 nt
Organism: Nymphaea colorata (pocket water lily)
Lineage: Eukaryota; Viridiplantae; Streptophyta; Magnoliopsida; Nymphaeales; Nymphaeaceae
Exons: 4
Coding region: 59-1378 (439 amino acids)
Source: RefSeq, a predicted model, not a curated record